AUGUCGAAUUUUAUAUUUCAAGAUGUUAAUAAUCCUUUGUUAAUCAAAGAAGAACUCUUCGAGCCUAAAGAACAAUUACCCACAGAGUUAAUAAUUCCGGAACUUUACAUAAAAACUGAAUACCAAUCAUAUGGUGAAGAUAUAAUUAAUGAUGAAGAUAUGCAAACUAAAGAAUUUCAUUCAGAAACAAUAAUUAAACAAGAAAUAUUAAGAGACAGUGAAUCAGAUUUUAUAAUUAAAGAUGAAACAUCACGAGAAGAAAAUAUUCCUGAAAAUCAACAGAUUCAUUUAGAAACAAAAUCAUAUUCAUGUGAUAUUUGUAAUAAAAUAGUUACGAAUCGAAGAAGUUUAGCCCGUCAUAAACGAACUCACACUGGUGCAAAACCUUUUCAAUGUGAAAUUUGUCAUCAAACAUUUACACAAAAAUGGAAUUUAAGUAGACAUAAACGAAUUCACGAUGAAGAAAAAGUUCUUUUUUCGUGUAAUAUGUGUGACAAAACAUUUAAACAUCAAUGGAAUUUAGAUUUACACAUACGAAGUCAUAAUGGAAAUAAACCUUUUCAAUGUGAUAUUUGUAAAAAAUCAUUUACUGCCCAAAGUGUUUUAAAUGCACAUAAACACAUCCACUCGGGUGAGUUUAAAUGUGAGGUUUGUUAUAAAGCAUUUUCCGAUCAAACUAGUUUGACUCGUCAUAAUCGAAUUCACAGUGAAAAUAAACCUUAUAAGUGUGAUAUUUGUAAUAAAACAUUAACUCAAAAAUUUAAUUUAAUUAAGCAUAAACGAAUUCAUGAUGGUGAAAAACCAUUCAAAUGUGAUGUCUGUGACAAAACAUUUAACCAUCAAUGGAAUUUAGUUGUACAUAAACGAACCCACACGGGAGAAAAGCCUUUUUCAUGUGAUAUUUGUAAUAAAUCAUUUACCGAUCAAACUAGUUACACUCUACAUAAACGCUUUCACACUGGGGAAAAACCAUUUUCAUGUGAUGUUUGUGAUAGAAAAUUUACCGAUCAAAGUACUUUAACUCGACAUAAACGUGUUCAUACGGGGGAAAAACCGUAUCAAUGUGAUGUUUGUAAUAAAACAUUUACGCAAAAAUGGAAUUUAGCUAAACAUAGACGAAUUCAUUUUGGUGAAAAACCUUUCUCAUGUAAUGUUUGUGAAAAGUCUUUUACUCAACAGUGGAAUUUAGUUUUACAUAAACGAACUCAUACUGGUGAAAAACCGUAUUCGUGCGAUACAUGUGGGAGAACAUUUACACAUCGACAUCAUUUAGAUUCUCAUAAACGAACUCGUACGUGUGAAAAACUUGUAUCUUAUAAAUGUUUGUAAUAUAGAUAAAAGUAUCGGAACAGAAAAGCAAGAACCGUCGCCUGAAAAUGAAGAUUUUUACAUAGCUGUAGGUAUAUGAUAAAGGUAUUGGAUUUUUCAACUAAGAGAUACUAUAUCGUUUUUAUUAAGAACCCUCAUCGUCGUUAAACAACCUGUAUUGUUGUUCUCAACAAUAUUAAUACACAUAAGUAGUAAUAACUAUUGAGGGUACCAAAUUAAUAAUAAUAAAUUCUUAAGGCUAAAUCUAAAGUUCCAAGGUGCUUAGAGACUUUUUGAACGAGGUAAAUACAUAGGAUAUAACAUUUGUGAAUUCGAUUCUGUUUCACUACAAAAAUGAGAGAUUAAUUUUGUUGUGGCAGGUAGAGAAAAUCGAAUUCUAGUUAAAGAUGCUGAGGCUGUAAAUAAGGUAGCUCAUGUCUCAAAUCGAACUGGUCCUACUACCGUUCAAGUCAAGGCUCCGAAUGAACCAUGGUUCAGAAAGGAAGUAAGUUUUACUCACUUCAAAGUCUUUGGAACCAAGUGUUAUGUACACAUACCUGACCAGUGCGGAAAAAGUUGACUACCGAGUUUUAAUUGAACUGAACUUUGAACUGUUAGAAAAAAAUAAUUAUAUUACAUAAAUUAAUAAUUUUCAAUUUUUGUUAUUUUGUUUCUAUGGUGUUAAAAUAUAUUUUGAUAAAACACUGCUAUUUGACCUUAAAUAAAAUGAUUUCGAUAAGAAUGAUUUAC
Chrysoperla carnea is the source of this 2058-nucleotide messenger RNA. Its product is annotated as zinc finger protein OZF-like. Gene Ontology annotation, biological process: regulation of transcription by RNA polymerase II. Gene Ontology annotation, molecular function: RNA polymerase II cis-regulatory region sequence-specific DNA binding; DNA-binding transcription factor activity, RNA polymerase II-specific. The transcript is spliced from 2 exons. Lineage: Eukaryota; Metazoa; Arthropoda; Insecta; Neuroptera; Chrysopidae. Gene Ontology annotation, cellular component: nucleus. The coding region runs from base 1 to 1329 and encodes 442 amino acids. The record is from RefSeq and is a predicted model, not a curated record.